AUGUCUUCCUUAAGUAGGGAACUCGUGUUUCUGAUCUUGCAGUUCUUGGACGAGGAGAAGUUCAAGGAAACUGUUCAUAAGUUAGAGCAAGAGUCUGGUUUUUUCUUCAAUAUGAAACAUUUUGAAGACCAAGUUCAGGCUGGUGAAUGGGAUGAGGUUGAGCGUUAUUUAUGUGGGUUCACAAAGGUCGAAGAUAACCGUUACUCUAUGAAGAUAUUCUUUGAAAUAAGAAAGCAGAAAUAUUUGGAGGCUCUUGAUAGACAGGAUCGGGCAAAGGCUGUUGAGAUUCUUGCUAAGGACCUGAAGGUUUUUGCAUCCUUCAAUGAAGAACUUUUCAAGGAAAUAACUCAGUUGCUUACUCUUGAUAAUUUCAGGCAAAAUGAGCAGCUUUCGAAAUAUGGGGACACAAAAUCAGCUCGAAAUAUCAUGCUUGUUGAACUUAAAAAGCUGAUUGAAGCAAACCCGCUGUUUCGAGACAAGCUUACAUUCCCAGCCUUCAAAAGUUCGCGACUUAGAACAUUAAUAAACCAGAGCCUUAAUUGGCAGCAUCAACUUUGUAAGAAUCCUCGUCCGAACCCCGACAUUAAAACUCUAUUUACUGAUCAUUCUUGCACUCCUACAACUGCCAAUGGGGCUCGUCCACCUCCUCCCUUGAACAAUGCCCUCGUGGGACCGAUUCCUAAGGCCGGGGCAUUCCCCCUAUUGGAGCCCAUGCCAUUUCAACCUGUUGUUUCCCCAACUCCUGGUGCAAUCGCUGGGUGGAUGUCGGGGAAUAAUCCUUCUUUACCACACCCUGCUGUGGCAGCAGGCCCCCCACUCUUGUGCAGCCUUCUAGUGCAGGUGAAGCUGACGGCCACAGGAAUGACCGGAAUGGAUUAUCAGUCAGCUGAUUCAGAACACUUGAUGAAGCGGAUGCGCAUUGGCCAAUCUGAUGAGGUUUCCUUUUCUGGUAUAGCACAUACUCCCAAUGUCUAUUCCCAAGAUGACCUUCCCAAAACUGUUGUACGGACCUUUAGCCAGGGAUCUAAUGUCAUGAGCAUGGACUUUCAUCCACAGCACCAAACCAUCUUGCUAGUUGGGACAAAUGUUGGGGACAUUAGCCUUUGGGAAGUUGGCUCCCGGGAAAGGUUGGCACAUAAACCUUUCAAAGUUUGGGAUCUCGCUGCUUCUUCAAUGCCACUGCAGCAGACAGCAUUGUUGAAUGAUGCUGCAAUAUCUGUAAAUCGAUGUGUAUGGGGGCCGGAUGGACUUAUGCUUGGUGUUGCAUUUUCAAAACAUAUAGUGCAAAUAUAUACUUACAAUCCAAUUGGAGAACUGAGGCAGCAUUUGGAGAUUGAUGCCCAUGUUGGUGGCGUGAAUGAUAUUGCAUUUGCUCAUCCCAACAAACAACUAUGCAUUGUUACAUGCGGUGAUGACAAGAUGAUUCAGGUUUGGGAUGCUGUAGCUGGACGCAGACAGUAUUCAUUUGAAGGCCAUGAAGCUCCCGUGUAUUCAGUCUGUCCUCAUUACAAAGAAAAUAUUCAGAGUGAUGCAAAAUCAUCGUUUAUUUUUUCAACAGCAAUUGAUGGGAAGAUUAAAGCUUGGCUAUAUGAUGCUUUGGGAUCUAGAGUGGACUAUGAUGCUCCUGGACUUUGGUGCACCAUGAUGGCAUAUAGUGCAGAUGGGACUAGGCUCUUCUCAUGUGGAACAAGUAAAGAAGGUGAGUCUCACCUAGUUGAGUGGAAUGAGAGUGAAGGAUCUAUCAAACGGACAUUUCUGGGUUUCAGGAAGCGUUCUUUAGAUGUUGUUCAGUUUGACACAACAAGGAGCCGCUUCUUAGCUGCUGGUGAUGAAUUUCAAAUUAAGUUUUGGGAUAUGGAUAAUACAAACAUGUUGACAGCUGUUGAUGCAGAUGGGGGGUUGCCUGCUAGUCCUAGACUGAGAUUUAACAAGGAAGGUUCAUUGUUGGCAGUCACAACUAGUGACAAUGGUAUCAAAAUUCUAGCCAGUAAUAAUGGAUUGCGCCUGAUGAGGAUGAUGGAGAGCGGGGCUAUUGAUAAAAGUCGAAGCCCGUCAGAACCGAUCAACUCUAAGUUCUUCAAAGGAUCUAGUCACGGGCCGGUGAUUGUUUCUGGGGCACUUGUUCCCCUGGGUUUCCCCUUGCGUCUUGCACCUAUAAUGAAUAGAGUGGAGCUCCCACUGAUCGUUAAUGCUCUAGGCUCUGUAGCAAAUGUUUCUUCUGGCCUUGCAUCAUCACUGGAACGCUCAGAUAGAAUACAACCUGCAGUUUCUAUUGGCAAUCUUGGUUCCAUGGACAACAGUAGGCUUGUUGAUGUUAAACCAAGGAUUUCAGAUGAUACAGACAAAUUGAAAGUCUGGAAGAGUGAUAUUGUAGAUUCAUCUCAGCUAAAAGCUUUGCGGUUGCCUGACACCAUAGUAGCUGGCAAGAUUCCUGCCUUAUGGUUUAAUGUGUGUGGUGGUGGCUGUUGUGCAACUCCAUUGCAUAAAUAUUUCCUAUUUGAGAGAAAUAUCACUGGUAAUUCGUCUGCAAAGGUGAGAAUUGCUGCAAAAUCAGGGAAACCAUAUGAAGGGGGUGGGGGUGGGCUAGCUCUAUUGGCCCUUGCCUCCAAUGCCGUCCACAAAUUGUGGAAAUGGCAGCGCAGUGAAAGAAAUCCAUCAGGAAAGGCUACUGCAUAUGUUGCACCACAGUUGUGGCAGCCUCCCAGUGGAACUCUCAUGGCUAAUGAUAUAAAUGAUAUCAAACCAGCUGAAGAAUCUGCUGCAUGCAUUGCGCUAUCCAAAAAUGAUUCUUAUGUCAUGUCUGCCUCUGGUGGGAAGGUCUCUUUGUUCAACAUGAUGACAUUCAAGGUCAUGACAACAUUUAUGUCCCCACCUCCUGCAGCCACUUUUUUAGCUUUCCAUCCUCAAGAUAAUAACAUUAUUGCAAUUGGCAUGGAGGAUUCUACAGUUCAAAUAUAUAAUGUCAGAGUUGAUGAGGUCAAAACCAAACUCAAGGGCCACCAGAAUCGAAUAACAGGACUUGCUUUUUCUCAGAGUUUAAAUGUGCUGGUGUCUUCUGGGGCUGACACACAGGUCAGUGACUAG
Dovyalis caffra is the source of this 3084-nucleotide messenger RNA. The record is from the annotation of a GenBank genome assembly. NCBI's taxonomy places the organism in Eukaryota, Viridiplantae, Streptophyta, Magnoliopsida, Malpighiales, Salicaceae.